CCCGCCGUCGGCCACCCGCGCGCAGGUCCGCCGGGAGGGGCGGCCUACGGACGGGCCCACCCCGGGGCGUUCCUGCAGGGCGCCCUAGGCCGCCCUCAUCGCCCCCCAGAUGUACUAUGCGGUCUCCCAGGCGCGCGUGAACGCGGCCUCCGCGACCAUGCUUCGGCCACAGCGGCCCGGGGACGUGCAGCUCGGGGCCUCCCUGUACGAGUUGGUGGGCUACCGACAGCCGCUUUCCUCCUCCUCUUCCUCCUCCACUUCCUCCUCCUCCACGACGGCACCCCUCCUCCCCAAGGCUGCGCGCGAGAAGCCAGAGGGGCCAGCGGAGCCGCUAGGCAACGGACCGGGGUCCGGCGCGCACGCUGGCGGCAGUGCCCGGGCGGACGCCAAAGAGGAGCAGCAACAGCAGCUGCGGCGCAAGAUCAACAGCCGCGAGCGGAAGCGCAUGCAGGACCUGAACCUGGCCAUGGACGCACUGCGCGAAGUCAUCCUGCCGUACUCUGCGGCGCACUGCCAGGGCGCGCCCGGCCGCAAGCUCUCCAAGAUCGCUACUCUGCUGCUCGCCCGCAAUUACAUCCUGCUGCUGGGCAGCUCGCUGCAGGAGCUGCGCCGCGCGCUGGGCGAGGGCGCCGGGCCCGCUGUGCCGCGUCUGCUGCUAGCUGGCCUGCCCCUGCUCGCUGCUGCGCCGGGUUCAGUACUGCUGGCACCCGGCGCCGUGGGGCCCCCCGACGCGCUGCGCCCGGCCAAGUACCUGUCGCUGGCGCUCGACGAGCCGCCGUGCGGACAGUUCGCGCUUCCCGGCGGUGGCGCGGCAGCCCCGGGCCUCUGCACCUGCGCGGUUUGCAAGUUCCCGCACCUUGUCCCCGCCGGCCUGGGCUUGGCAGCCGUGCAGGCUCAGUUCUCCAAGUAAGGGCCUGCCGGGGCCCUGGGCGAAGUGCGACUUCUGCCCGGCCUUCCACCGUCCAGCUUUCCCGCACCCCUGCGCUCCUGAGUCCAGGGAGAGAGGGGGCCCGAGUAAGGAGGGCAUUUCGAACCUUUUGGCCCAGAGGAAGGGACUGCCCAGCGCCUUCUCCCCCAGCCCUCCUCCCCCAGGAAAUUAAAGCAACCCCGGCAGAUGUUCCAAGGAACGUCUGGGCUGUUUAGGGCUGAAAGUGAUCGCGCCACCCACCACCCAGCGCGUUCUCUCUCCCCCUGUCCCUAGAGCCGUGCGCUUCGCGGGGCUGGUGUGGAUUUGAGGAGGUUCUGUGUGUCCGGCUCACGUUGGGCUGGGCGAGAGGCCAGCCCAGAAUGCGAUCUCCAGGGAGCGGCCCUCUCCCAGUCUGAGGGGCUGAUUUGGAACGGCGCGAACCCGGAGAGAAGUUGUUUUCCUAAUCCCGGGUCGAGCCCACGGGCGCACUGUUCCCUCCAGCCAAGCCCAAGAUUGUCAACGGAAGCUACUGGACCUCGGAAGGGUGAAAAAGACCCGUUAGUCGGUGCAGGCCGUCAGGGGCGUCGCAGAUGGACGGACCCUCAGUGGCCCAGCGUUUGGCGCCGCGGUGCCGCGGGUGGGGGCGGUGACGGCUCCCGGGUUGUUGGGUGUGCGGAGUGGCAAGUCUGUUAGCUUUGGUAGCCAGACUUGGAAGGCAGUUUUUGAGACUGGCAUAAGCAGGUGUUUCGUUGCGGGGAGUAUUUGCUCUUAGAUCCUGGGGUCUGCUUAGCGUAGAACUCGAGAUUCACCUUUCGUCUCCCCUUCCCCAAAGGUAGCAUAAUCAACCUUUGAACUUGCUUAAAAGCAAAAAACGCACCACCCUUCAUGCCAUCUGUGUUCUGGAUUUACUAAAAUAGGUAACAAGGCUUUUCGCAGUCGCCUUCUCUGAAGCUCGCUAAUUAACGUUCUCAUUAAAAGUGGAGGAGGACCAGGACUCCAAGCCGCCCGCGGCUCGACGGAUCCAGCUGGAGUUGCCAGGGCCGGUGUUUUCUACGCCGCUCCUCCAUCGGUCCCUCAGCGUGCCUGAGUCCUCCACCAGCACGUCUCGCCGGUCGUGCUUCUCGUCGCUUUGCCGUUGAAGAAUGACAUAGAUGACCUACCCAUCUUGAUCCAUUAAGGCGUUAACCAAUUACCCAGGAUUAUUUUAUGAUUUAUCGGCAGCUUGCGUUGAUUUUUAAAUUGCAAGUUUUUAGUUGUUGGUAGUAGCCGAAUUUAACAGGCAUUUUAUUUUACCUCUAAUCUUGUUCCCUUGAGCUGUACAGGAUCAACAAAAUAAAACAGUGAAAGCCGAA
Messenger RNA from Sciurus carolinensis (gray squirrel), 2259 nucleotides. RefSeq names its product oligodendrocyte transcription factor 1 (gene Olig1). The transcript has a single exon. Bases 110 to 910 code for a protein of 266 amino acids. NCBI's taxonomy places the organism in Eukaryota, Metazoa, Chordata, Mammalia, Rodentia, Sciuridae. Gene Ontology annotation, molecular function: protein dimerization activity. The record is from RefSeq and is a predicted model, not a curated record.